Messenger RNA from Coffea arabica (coffee), 1119 nucleotides. Lineage: Eukaryota; Viridiplantae; Streptophyta; Magnoliopsida; Gentianales; Rubiaceae. The record is from RefSeq and is a predicted model, not a curated record.
AUGGCGGAAAAUGACCCAAAUAGGCGAAUUCUACGAGAUUUUACUUUACCGGGAACACAAGAUUCUCAAACUAGCAUUGCAAUGCCAACGGUAAAUGCUAAUAAUUUUGAGAUUAAACCAUCACUGAUUCAAAUGUUCAAUGGUGUUAGUGAUGAUGCAAUUAAACUUCGAUUGUUUCCAUUCUUGCUAAGGGACAAAGCCAAGGUUUGGCUACAAUCUCAUCCUCUUAACACUUUUACAACUUGGGCUGAAUUAGCUAAGACUUUUCUUAAUAAAUUCUUUCCACCUGAAAAAACUGCUAAACUUAGAAUGGAUAUAACUAGUUUCUCUCAACAGGAAGGAGAGACAUUGUAUGAUGCUUGGGAGCGUUAUCGGGAAUUGCAACGAAGAUGUCCUUAUCAUGGUUUACCAGAUUGGCUAGUAGUCCAAAUAUUUUACAAUGGUCUCACCUAUCCAACAAAGAUGCAUGUAGAUGCGGCAGCGGGAGGAGCAUUGAUGGGAAAGACAGCUGAGGAAGCUCAACAAUUGAUUGAAGAAAUGGCUGCUAAUAACUAUAAAUGGGCAAACGAACGAGGUAGUACAAGGAGAACCGCAGGUAUGCUCGAAAUAGAUACCUUGAAUAUGUUAAGUGCAAAAAUGGAUAAUGUGGUUAAGAUGCUUAAUAGGCACGUUGGUUCUAGCUCUAAUCAAGGAGUAGUUGUUGCAUGUUGUACUACUUGUGGCGGAGAUCAUGAUGAUUCUAUGUGUUCUAGCAGCGAACAUGUUCAAUAUCUUAACAAUUACAACCGUCCACCCCAAAACAAUCCAUACUCCAAUACCUAUUAUCCAGGAUGGCGUAAUCACCCGAAUUUUGGAUGGAAGGAUCAAGGGAACCAACAAAGACCAGUUAAUCCACCGGAUUUUCAACCGAAGCAACCACUUCUGGAGUCCAAACCAACUUGGGAAUUGGCAAUUGAGAAGCUGGCAAAUGUAUCAAAUGAUAAAAUUGAAAAGUUGGCCAGUGCCACUACUCAACGGUUUGAAAGAAUUGAAGGAAGGAUGGAUCAACUCAUCAAUAUGUACAGGAAUGUUGAGGUCCAAUUAGGGGAAAUAGCAAAUGCGGUUAACAAUCGCAACUAA